AGCAUAGUUAACAGAACCCGCGACCUUGUGGGCAGGUUGUGAAGACAGUUUUAGAUUCUUAAAUGUUCUUAGUCUUUAUUGAAAUGCCUGAUGGAUUCAAAGCGAUGAAGUAAAUGCUGAUAUUUAAGCAUGGAUUUUAAUCGAGGAGCGGCUGCUAACAUGUCUAUGAAUGAAACGAGCCUCGGAUACGCCUCCACAAAUGGUGAAGUGGUCAUUAGCCUGGAGGACCAAGAGAGGUUACGAGACAAGGAACAGAUCAGAUGCCUCAGGAAAAUGUUGUUUGGGCCGCAUCUAAACAGAGACCUCUACUGUAACAGUACAUGGGACAAAAUAACGUGCUGGCCAGACACGCUUCCCAACACCACAGUCUACAUCCAAUGUGCCAACUACAUCAAUGGUUUCUACGUCAACAACUUCGCCUCCAGGAGAUGCAUGCCGGAUGGACAAUGGUAUAUAAAUCCUUUACUCAAUCGCACGUGGACAAAUUAUUCCCAGUGCUACAACAAACGCAUAAUCACCAAUGAGGCCCGAGUAGGAACACUGCUAGAGACACACAUGGAGCACAUACGUCUGAUGUUUAACAUCGGGUACGGUCUCUCUUUUGCAACGUUGACAGUGGCUGUCUUUAUCAUGAUCUACUUCAAGCGGCUCCAUUGUCCACGAAACACAGUUCACCUCAAUCUGUUCAUCGCCUUCAUGCUGAGAGCUCUCUUGUCUUUAUUGAAAGAAAACCUUCUUGUACAAGGAUUGGGUCUGCCAUCUGAUGUUGAACAGACGCCGUACCAAACUGUCAUAUUUAUAGAGGAGGGACCGCAUUGGGAGUGUAAGAUGCUCUUCACUAUCUUCUAUUACGUCCUGAUGGCCAGCUACAUGUGGAUAUUUGUGGAGGGUCUUCACUUGCACACUCUAAUAAUGGUGUCUGUGUUCUCGGAACGAAGCAGCGUUAAAUGGUAUCUGUGCAUAGGAUGGGCUGUGCCCCUUCUCUUCAUCAUUCCAUGGGUUGUGAUACGAGUCCUGCUAGAGAAUGUUUAUUGUUGGAAUACCAACCCCUCGCCCGGGUAUAUGUGGAUAUUGAAGGGUCCGGUGGUCCUAGUCACUGUUAUAAAUUUCAUCUUUUUUAUGAAUAUACUUCGAGCAUUAUUUACCAAGAUGAAGACUCCUAUUUCAAAAACUGCAAAGAAACAUAAAUAUAGGCGAUUGGCUAAAUCCACGCUGGUACUAAUCCCAUUAUUUGGCGUACAUUAUGUAGUCUUCUUAGGACUCCCAGAUCAAAAUGUGGAACCGCAAGCAGAAGUUAUAAAACUCUAUUUUGAAAUGUUUUUAAAUUCUUUUCAGGGUCUACUGGUAGCAACGCUGUUCUGUUUUAUGAAUAACGAGGUUCAAAUGGAGAUCAUGAAGAGGUUGUGUAACAGAGGUCCGUAUUACAGAUACCGGCAAUAUUACAGACAGUCCAGCCAAGGCGGUUCCUACAGGUGUGUGUGUCAAAAAAACAACCAAUCACAAAACGGGUAUAAAUUUGAUUCAGCCAGGCGGUCCUCUGGGGACAAUAGCAGCACCUUACUUUUAAAUUCGACUAAAUACCCACAAGACUCUUGUUUCUGUAGGUGGCACGUGGAUUCUAGGGGGCACCUUUGCAGACAUUUUGUUAAACAUGAUGAUAGUUUAAAGAGAGUUCAAAGUUGUUUAUGAUAUACCAAUUAUUCAACGGUUAUUUGUGAAUCAUAUCUGAUAUUUCCAUUCAUGUUUUAGUAUUUCCUGUUGAAACAUUAAAAUCCUUUAAAUAAUU
Ostrea edulis (European flat oyster) is the source of this 1786-nucleotide messenger RNA. RefSeq names its product secretin receptor-like. Gene Ontology annotation, molecular function: peptide hormone binding; G protein-coupled peptide receptor activity. The record is from RefSeq and is a predicted model, not a curated record. Gene Ontology annotation, cellular component: plasma membrane. Gene Ontology annotation, biological process: adenylate cyclase-modulating G protein-coupled receptor signaling pathway; cell surface receptor signaling pathway. The transcript is spliced from 13 exons. NCBI's taxonomy places the organism in Eukaryota, Metazoa, Mollusca, Bivalvia, Ostreida, Ostreidae. Bases 130 to 1689 code for a protein of 519 amino acids.